AUGUUUGGGCUGGAGCAGUUUGAGCCUCAGAUCAGCAGCAGAAACGCCGGACAAGGAGAGAGAAACUUUAGCCAGGCCGGACUGACCAUGAGCUCCCACUUCAAAUCGCCAGCUUUCCACUCUGGGGGCCCCGCGGAUCCGGCCAUCAGCGCCCUGGCCGAGCCUCCCAUCCUGGGCAUGAACAUGAACAUGGCUGGGGAAGCGUACGGCUUCCAUGCCCGGGGACACUCGGAGCUGCAUGCAGGGGGGAUGCAGGCUCAGCCGGUUCAUGGCUUUUUCGGCAACCAGCAGCCUCACCACGGUCAUCCCAACACCCACCACCCGCACCAGCAUCACCCGCACUUCAGCGGCAACUUUGGAUCCGAUCCCAGCGCCUCCUGCUUGCAUGGAGGGCGGCUGAUGAGCUACAACAACAUGGGCAGCCAGCAAGCGUUUGCAGAGGGGUAUGAACAUAUGGCUGAGAACCAAGGAGGCGAAGGCUUUGGACAGCAAAGGUCAGGUAACAUGCCCGAUUUCCAGCACCACAACUCCAGCGCCUCUAACCACGCCGUGCCAGCACCCUGCCUCCCACUGGAUCAGUCUCCCAACCGGGCUGCCUCCUUCCAUGGGCUUCCAGCCUCCAGCUCCUCGGAUUCCCAUAGCCUGGAGCAGAGGCGGCUUCCCAACCAGGGCGGCGUCGAUUCUUUGGAAUACAAUUACCCCAGCGAUGGCCCUUCAGGACACUUUGAUUUGCCAGUGUUUUCCCCUUCCGAGUCAGACGGGCAGCUUCCUCACUAUGGUGCUGGCAGACAAGUUCCUGGGGGCGGCAGUUUCCCUGGCACAUCUGUUUUGCCCAGAGCACCAGGCAUAGUGGGGAUGUCCAAAGUUCACCCGCAGCAGCAACAUGGUGUAUUCUUUGAAAGGUUUGGAGGUGCUCGUAAGAUGUCUGUGGGCAUGGAGCCUGGUGUUAACGCCAGACAUCCUUUAAUGCAACAGCAGCAACAGACAGGUUUACUGGCCAGACAAAACUCCUGUCCGCCAGCAAUUCCUAGGCAACAGCAAACAGAAGCCAAUACUCCCAACCCCAACUUGCAGGACAAUGGGCCAAUAAUGCAGAACCAGCAUGCACAGUUUGAAUACCCUAUUCAUAGACUGGAGAAUAGGAAUAUGCAUCCAUAUACUGAUCCCGUGUUUAAUAUGCAGCACCCUCCUCCGCAACAGCAACCAAAUCAAAGACUGCAACAUUUUGAUGCCCCGUACAUGAAUGUGGCCAAGAGGCCUAGGUUUGACUUCCCCAGUAACCCCGCUGUCGAUAGGUGCGCGUCCUGGAAUAACAAUCUGCAUAGCGCGGGGAUGGAAAACCAUCUAUCGCCUUCCGCCUAUCCCGGCCUCCCGGGCGAGUUCACGCCGCCGGUCCCGGAGAGCUUUGCCCCGGGCCCGCCGCUCCAGCACCCGGGCCCCGACCCGCAGGCCCUGCAGCAGCGCCAGAACGCCGCCCUGAUGAUCAAGCAAAUGGCGUCCCGGAACCAGCAGCAGAGACUCAGGCAGCCCAACCUGCAGCAGCUGGGGCACCACGCGGACGUCGGCCCGAGCAGCCUGGUGCACGCGGGCCCCGUGGGCAACAUGCCGCAGCCCGGCUUCGAGCGCGAGAGCGCAGGCCGGGGGCCCAACUUCGAGCCGCAGACCCCGCACCUGGCCCAGGACAGCGGCUGGUUCCCCGGCCCGCACCCGCCGGGAGAGCUGCUGCCGCGGCGCAUGGGCGGCCCCGCCGAGCCCGGCCCGCACGACCUCAGCCUGCCGCAGAACGGCUCCGGCCUGCUCUUCCGGCCGGCCGUGGGCGGGCUGGGGCUGGCGGGGGAAGGACACGUGCCGGCCCUGCACUCCCCGGGCGUCCACUCCCAGUUCGGCGCCGGCCUGGCCCCGCUGCAGUCCCCCGGCGGCGGCGUGGGGCUGCCCAGCGCGCCCGCCGAGCGCCGGCCGCAGCCCGACUUCGCCGCGCCCCCGCUGGGCGGGCAGGCGGGCUUCGCCUUCGGCGCCUCAGGCCGGCCGGCCCCGCCGCACAGCGCGCCCGGCGCGAGCGCCUCGCCCGGCGCCUUCCCGCCGCCGCCCGAGUUCCCGCCGGCGCCGCGCGCCGCGGCCAGCAAGCUGGGCGCGCUGUCGCUGGGCUCCUUCGCCAAGCCGGCCAAGGAGAACGUGUUCGGGCAGAGCUGCCUGGCCGCGCUCUCCACCGCCUGCCAGAACAUGAUCGCCAGCCUGGGCGCGCCCAACCUGCACGUCACCUUCGCCAAGAAGAGCCCGCCCGAGGGCAAGCGCAAGCUGGGCCCGCCCGAGCCCGACGGCGGCCCGGCCCCCGGCCCGGACUUCUUCCCCGGCGGGGCGGCCGCCGCCAAGGCCCCGCCCGGCGCGCCCGAGACCAGCCUCUCGCCCGGCUACGCGCCCGAGGCCCCGGGCGGCGAGGCCAAGGCGGCGGCUGGCGGGCGAGGGCGGGGCCGGCGGAAGCGGGACAGCGGCCACGUCAGCCCGGGCGGCUUCUUCGACAAGUUCCCGCCGGCCGAGGGCGGCGGCGCGGCCAGCCCGGGCCCGCCCGACAAGCCGCUGACCUCGCCCUCCUGGGCCAAGGGCGGCGAGCUGCUGCUGGCCGAGCAGCCCGACCUCAUGGCCUCGCUGGACAGCGGCAUCCAGAGCGCCAGCAAGUCGGACGGCGGCUCCCCGCGCGGGGACUUCCCCGACGAGCCCAGCCCCGCCUACGGCCACGAGGACGAGGUGUCCUCCAGCUCCGACAGCGCCCUGGCCAAGCCCACGCGUAGCCCGCUGCUGGGCGGCUCCCCCAAGCUGCCGCGGGCGGAGCACGCGCUGCUCGGCGGGCAGAAGCCGCUGGGCCUGGGCCUGCUGGGCGCCGCGGCCCCGGCCCCGGACAGCUACGGGCUGGGCGGCGGCGGGGGCGCCCACCCGGGCACCCCGGGCCUGGAGCAGGUGCGCACCCCCACCAGCACCUCGGCCCAGGACGAGAUCCACCCGCUGGAGAUCCUGCAAGCGCAGAUCCAGCUCCAGCGGCAGCAGUUCAGCAUCUCCGAAGACCAGCCGCUGGGCAUGAAGAGCAAAAAGGCCGAGUGCCCCAGCCAGAACGGGGAGGGCGACUUGAACAGUUGUUGCUCGGAUAACGUCAAAGGUGCCAUGAGCACGAUAGACCUGGACUCUCUGAUGGCAGAGCAUAACUCGACCUGGUACAUGCCUAGCGAGAAAUCCUUGAUGGAGGGACAAGAGGAGGACAAACCUAUGGCACCGUGGGAGAAGUCAAAGCCUCAGAAUCCCAGCAAAGAAGCCCACGACCUUCCCCAGAACAAGACCUCAGCUGCGGCGCAGACUGGCAGCCAUUUGCAAUGCCUCUCAGUCCACUGCACGGAUGACAUGGGCGAGUCGAAGGGCCGGACUGCGGUGCCGACAUGGAGAUCCCUGCACUCAGACAUCUCCAACAGAUUUGGGACUUUUGUGGCUGCCCUGACUUGA
Molecule: messenger RNA, 3486 nt
Organism: Emys orbicularis (European pond turtle)
Lineage: Eukaryota; Metazoa; Chordata; Testudines; Emydidae
Gene: MN1
Product: MN1 proto-oncogene, transcriptional regulator
Exons: 2
Coding region: 1-3486 (1161 amino acids)
Biological process (GO): regulation of DNA-templated transcription
Source: RefSeq, a predicted model, not a curated record